AUGUAUUUCCAACGAGCAACUAAUUCUGUUCAAAGAAACGUUCCUUAAAUUUAAACACAAAUAGCUAUCAGCAAUCAAUAAUAUGUAUUGAAUAUUAAUGAUUUUAGCUGUCUCCUAAUGGUAGGUAUUCCUCUAAUCAAAGUUAAGUGAAGUCAAUAUAAGAGACUCCAAAAGAGAAUUUUGUAAAGGAACAAUUAGAUUCAUUAUAUUUCAAUCUGAAGAAGGAAAAUCAAGUUCUAAAAGAGAAAUUAUAAAUGAUUAGUUCAUAAGUAGAAGAAGCAGAACAAAAAUUAUAAAUAUAUAAAAAAACUUGA
Molecule: messenger RNA, 314 nt
Organism: Paramecium pentaurelia
Lineage: Eukaryota; Ciliophora; Oligohymenophorea; Peniculida; Parameciidae
Source: the annotation of a GenBank genome assembly